This is a messenger RNA of Spodoptera litura, 974 nucleotides long. RefSeq names its product cytoglobin-like. Lineage: Eukaryota; Metazoa; Arthropoda; Insecta; Lepidoptera; Noctuidae. The record is from RefSeq and is a predicted model, not a curated record. Gene Ontology annotation, molecular function: oxygen binding; heme binding.
AAAUAAAAUACUAAAUACAAUAAAUAUUGAAGUUGUCUAAUCAUAAAUAAUAUUACUGUUACUUUAUUUCAAGUUUUUGACCAUAUUAUACGGAAUACACAGGCGUGGAUACAAGUUUAUUGAUUGUGCACUCGUAACUUUUUGCAGUAUUUACAAGGAAGGUGUGCAAAAUCAGCAGACGAAAGGCUAGUCUGUUUUAGCGACUAUUGAUGAAAGAAAUCUAUAUAAAGAUUAUCUCAGAUUGAGUCAAACAAUCAGUCGAUCGCGGUCCUUCAGUCGUUGCUCAUGCGUCAAAGUUAAAAACAAAUAAAUAUUACGUAUUUCGACCAGAAAACUGUAGACCAUCGAUUGAAUAUAGAACACCUGAUAAAUCCAAGAAAGGAGUACCGAAGACCUGUGAGGCAAAGGCUUCUCCGUUCAAUAUCUGAAAACAUGGGCGUUGGGGACUUAAUCAAACGAUGGUGGUGGGGCGGAGACCCUGAUGAGAGAAACAAAGUAUCUGGCAUGUCACUGAGAGAUGUGUACAAUGUGCAAAAAUCUUGGGCUAUCAUAAAUGCAAACUCCAACGGAAACGGAUUCCUGAUGUUUUUUAGGCUCUUCGAAGCAGAACCAGAAACGAAGACAUUUUUCAAGAACUUGGCCCACAUCCAUACUGAAGCAGAAAUGACGGCAAACGUUAGUUUUAGGGCGCAUAUCAUCAACAUUAUGUCUUCCUUUGACAAUUCGAUUAAGAAUCUGGACAAACCCGAGCUGGUGGUAGCGUGGAUGCAGAAACUUGGUGACUCGCAUCGAAGACAUCGCAUUGAGAAAAGACAUUUCCAUGUAUUCAAAGACGUGCUGGUAACCAUACUACAGAAAGAUUUGAAACUGGAACCUCAAGUAGUAGAAUCUUGGGAUAGGUACGUCGAGUUUAUAUACGAACAUUUACUUUCUAGAUUGGCGUCAUAAAAUAAAUUAAAAAAUGAAAAUGCAUA